GUGAUGGUUUUUGAGAAAUUAUGAUAUUGUAUCAUUAAAGCAUUACGAGAAUUAUGGUGUAUAUCUUGUCAUCUUUUUCAAAAGCAAAGGAUUAUUAAUCAUUUCGACCCAAUGUUCAUGCAAGAGUGUACAUAAAUAGAGGCUUCAUCUACUUGUCCCUUUUUUUUUUCCCAUAUACACAAAAAAAGACUAUGCCUACCAUUCAACUAAAGAACUCAUCCCAGCCUGAUUUUACUUAUUUACCUGAUUUGAAAAACUACAAGGCACGUACUGCUCGUCGUUUAGCUGAGGAACAACUUGAAACGGAUCUACCUGAAGGAUUUCCAGAACAACUAGAAGGCCCUAAGCUUUGGAAAGGAUCUGACUAUGAAGGAAAAGAAUAUGAAUGGAUCUAUCAAUUAAAUGAUCAAGAACUUCAAGAAGUUGACAAAGCUGUUCAUGAUUUUGAAGCUACUGAAAAGCCCUUUAGUGAAAUUAAACAAGAGACAUUUCCUCUUCCAACCCUUGGUCCAAAGCUCAAGCAAAUCAUUCAAGAGCAUGUUCUCGACGGUAGAGGUUUCGUUGUCGUUCGUGGCUUGAAUCCUGAUAACUAUACAAGGGCUCAAAACAUUAUUGCCUAUACUGGUAUAUCUGCUUGGGUUGGUAAGCGAGGACUUCAAGGCCGUCACACAAUUGCACAUAUCACAGACCUUGUUCCCAAGCAAGGACUUGAUGAUAUAAUAGCUCCCGCAUAUACAAAUGAUCAUCAAGUGUAUCAUACUGAUGCUGGAGAUAUCAUCUCUCUUUAUGCUCUUGGUGUUGCUGAAGAGGGUGGAAAAUCACGAAUUGCUUCCAGUUGGACAGUUUACAACGAGCUUGCAAAGACACGACCUGAUUUAAUCCAUACUUUGGCGCAAGACUGGCCCUUCCAAAAUGAUUUAAACAAGGAAAAGGAACCCUAUUAUUUAAGGCCUCUUUUGUAUUAUGUUGAUAACAAACUGAUCAUCCAAUAUGCACGUCGUAAUUUUACAGGGUUCGGCAAGAACCCCAGACGUGAAGACAUUCCUCCAAUCACAGAAGCACAGGCCGAAGCAUUGGACGCACUGCACUUUACUGCUGAGAAAUACAAUCUUGGAAUUGACUUUAAGAAAGGAGAUAUUCAAUACAUUAACAAUCUGUCUAUAUUCCAUGCCCGCGAUGGUUAUACGGAUAGUCCAAAGAAUACGCGUCAUCUGCUUCGUCAUUGGCUUCAUCCUGACAACGCAUGGAAGCUUCCUCCUCAAUUGGAAUCUACUUGGGAUAAAAUCUAUCAUCAAGAAAGAGAAGAAAUUUUCCCCUUGGAGGCUACCGUCAGAAUUAUUUAAGUAUUGAAUAUUGUUCUUUAUCGAAUAAAAAAAAGCUUUUAAUGAAGAA
Rhizopus microsporus ATCC 52813 is the source of this 1392-nucleotide messenger RNA. Its product is annotated as taurine catabolism dioxygenase TauD, TfdA family protein. The transcript is spliced from 4 exons. The record is from RefSeq and is a predicted model, not a curated record. The coding region runs from base 192 to 1343 and encodes 383 amino acids. Gene Ontology annotation, molecular function: oxidoreductase activity. Lineage: Eukaryota; Fungi; Mucoromycota; Mucoromycetes; Mucorales; Rhizopodaceae.